Molecule: messenger RNA, 8084 nt
Organism: Mugil cephalus (flathead mullet)
Lineage: Eukaryota; Metazoa; Chordata; Actinopteri; Mugiliformes; Mugilidae
Gene: ca16b
Product: carbonic anhydrase XVI b
Exons: 29
Coding region: 680-4888 (1402 amino acids)
Biological process (GO): protein dephosphorylation
Molecular function (GO): protein tyrosine phosphatase activity; protein binding
Source: RefSeq, a predicted model, not a curated record
CUCUCCCUCUCACACACACGCAGCCUGUCCGGUAGGAUGGGACCCGGGCAGUAGCCACACAUCCGUGCACGCCUGACCGCUAGUCUACUUCCUGGAUGGAAGAAUGGGACAUAUUUCCAGCACCGCCACUUUUCUGCUUUCCCCCUUUGUCUCGCUGACGCCGCGGAUAAUCGCCUAAAUAAUGCCCACGUGUAAUCAAUGGCGUUCGACCACUUUUUGUCGCGUAGUUAAAGACAUCGACUGAUCGCCGAUUGACCCCCCUCCACACUUUGGGAAUGUCGCUAUCUGGAAGCCCGCUGCAGACACGGAGGAGUCCAGAUUUUGAACCGCUUUUGCACCGCCGUAGUGUGCGUAACGUUUUAUUCCUCGAAGCUAAAAGCAGCCUGUGCUCGGGCUGGAGGCGAAUAAAUUAGUCCCCUCGCUUUUUUUCCCUUCUUCUUCUUCUUUUUUUUUUUUUUUUUUUUUUUUUACCCCUCCAGAACAGAGACUGUAUCCUGACCGCCAACCAUUACUUUGAUGCUCUGCCUUCGUGGCCGCGGUGCCAACUUCGCUUCAGCUUCGGCAGUGUGUGUGUGAUUUGUUUAUUUUUUUUUUAAAUCUUUUUUUCUUUUAAAGGAGGAGAAAAGACUCAAACUUUGUCACCCGCUGCCUUCUUGUUGCUCUCGAUGAGUAGUCUAACAUGCGGAGAAUACGGGAACCGAGUUACUGGUGGAUUUUAUCCUUAAUGUUUUUAACCUUGCCCAAACACAACGACUGUCAGCCUGUGGCAUCGGGUGGCCAACCUCACCGCGCUGUAGGCGGCCAUCAUGGAACCACGGGCGUAAUGAGGGAGAGGAGGACAGCUGGUGACCCCUACUGGUCCUAUACAGGGAGCCAUGGGCCUCGAGGCUGGGCAGCCUUAUACCCAGAAUGUGCUGCGAAGAACCAGUCACCUGUGGACAUUGCAGACGAACAAGCUCGGGUUUCGGAGGAGUACCAGGAGCUGGUGCUUGACAAGUUCAACACCGAGUCCUCCAACCAGACCACCAUGAAAAACACUGGAAAGACAGUUGCUGUUCUCCUGAAGGAUGACUACUUUGUAAGGGGCGCUGGACUGCCAGGGCGCUUCAAGGCUGAGAAGAUGGAGUUUCACUGGGGCCAGAGUAAUGGAUCAGCCGGCUCAGAACACAGCAUAAAUGGCCGAAGGUUCCCUGUAGAGAUGCAGAUCUACCUUUAUAAUUCUGAUGACUUUGACAGCCUCGGCGCUGCCAUCAAGGAAAGACGCAUCAUUGCUGCCAUGACCGUCUUUUUUGAGCUGGGGCAAAAAGACAACCCAGCUGUGGACCCCAUCAUCCAGGGAUUGAAAGGAGUAGUGCAUCAUGAAAAGGAGACCAACCUCAGGUCAUUCGUCUUGAGGGAUCUGCUGCCAUCAUCAGUGGACAGCUAUUACAGAUACACUGGUUCUCUGACCACUCCGCCCUGCAGCAAGGUAGUGGAGUGGAUCAUCUUCUCCAGGCCUGUGUAUCUGUCCUACUCACAGCUGGAGGCUUUUUACUCCAUUUUUACAACGGAGCAACAGGACCAUGUCAAAUCUGUUGAGUACCUGAGGAACAACUUCAGGCCCCUGCAGGACCUGGACGAUAGGGUGGUUUUUAAGUCGGCUGUAAAAGACGCAUGGCAGAAAGAUUUGACUGAGCUGCUGGGAAGCCCUCAUGUCACCGAGGCUUCAAGAGUGUGCAGCAGCGCCCCGGUAAGCAUGAAGAUCCAGCCGCUCAACCAGACGGCGUUGAUGGUGAGCUGGGAACGCCCUCUGACGGUGUAUCACCCGCCCAUCACCAGUUACAUGGUCUCCUACAGCUGGGUGAAGCGCGACGUCGCCGAUGAAAAUACCUUCACGAAGACCGGGGACCAGAGCAUGAAAGCAGUCAUCACUAAUGUCUCCCCGGACAUGCUGUACUUGUUCAGAGUGCAGGCAGUAUGUCAGCAUGACCUGCGCAGUGAUUUUAGCCAAACGCUGUUGUUCAGAGAUAAUACAACACGAAUGUUCGAAGGCUCUCGCAUUGUGAAGACUGGGAUGCCCACAAUUUCCCCAGCGUCCUCGGCGGACAUGGCUCCCAUCAGCUCUGGUUCCUCCACAUGGACGUCCUCCGGCAUCCACUUCUCCAUCGUCUCCAUGGCAACAGGGAUGGGCCCCUCUUCGAGUGGCAGCCAGGCUACAGUGGCAUCGGUGGUGACGAGCACGUUGCUGGCAGGCUUGGGUGUUGGCGGAGGGGUCAUCUCUUCUUUGCCCAGUUCGGUUUGGCCCACGCAGGCGCCUCAAGCCACUCAGAAACCCUCGCAUCCGUCCGCGUCGCCUGCGAAGUCCAGCACCGAGCAGGCGGCACCUCAGGGCUCGGAGACAGACAAACCGUCUGAUGAGAGCAAGGCCGCACGUGAGGGGGAAGAGGAGGGCGAGAAAGAAGGAGACCAGGAGGAGGAAGAGGAUGACAAGAAAAGAAAGACCAAGACUUCACCUGAUAAUAGGGAAAAGCAAGCAAACGGCACCGUGGCCAAAGAGCCUUCAAUCCCCACCCCCGCUUCCACAGCCAAAGAGAAAGGAGAAGGGAAACCUACAAUUAAAGGCACCACGGUACCUGCGAGCACCAGCGAGGACCAGCUAGUCAACGUGGAGAAGAAUCCCACAGAUGUAAAUGCAGUCUCCACUCAGGAUCCCCGUAAUGCCAGCGCUGAGAUGCAGAUUCCACAGAGCUCCACACUGUCUCCAAAGAUCAGCAGUGAUGGGAUGAAUCUCUGGCCUUUCUCAGUCCGCACUGACAGGACCACCUUGUCCAACGCGGUGCCCCAGCCGGGGAUGGGCCGGAUGGUGUGGAUUGUUCCCUUGGUGGUGGUGUCCGCUCUCACUCUUCUGUGCCUCAUCAUGCUGCUGACUGUGAUGGUUUACUGGAGGAGGUUUUUCCAGACAGCUCACUUCUAUGUGGAGGAGAGCAGCUCUCCACGGGUGGUGGCCAAUGAGAAUAUCCCAGUCAUCCCCAUACCAGAUGACAUGGAGGCCAUCCCCGUUAAGCAUUUUGUUAAACACAUUAUGGAGCUCUACAAGAACAACUUGCAAGGUUUCGCAGAGGAGUUUGAGGAGGUCCAACGCUCUAUAGCCGACCUGAAAAUCACGGCAGAACAUUCCAAUCAUCCCGACAACAAGCACAAAAACAGAUACAUCAACAUUGUGGCCUACGACCACAGCAGGGUGAAAUUACGAGCUUUGGCGGGGAAGGAUGCCAAACAUUCGGAUUACAUCAACGCCAACUAUGUGGAUGGCUACAACCGGCCCAGAGCCUAUAUAGCUGCCCAGGGUCCUCUCAAGUCUACGUUCGAGGACUUCUGGAGGAUGGUGUGGGAGCAGAACACUGGACUCAUUGUCAUGAUCACCAACUUAGUGGAAAAAGGAAGAAGGAAAUGUGACCAAUACUGGCCGACAGAGAACAGCGAGCAAUAUGGAAAUAUAGUUGUGACGCUGAAGAGCACUAAAGUGCAUGCCUGCUACACGCUGCGCCGUUUCCUUAUAAGGAACACGAAAGUUAAAAAGGGUCAGAAGGGGAAUCCGAAAGGGAAGCUAAAUGAGCGCAUUGUGAUCCAGUAUCAUUACACUCAGUGGCCUGACAUGGGAGUACCGGAGUACACGCUUCCUGUGCUCACCUUCAUCAACCGCUCAUCAGCCGCUCGCACUGCAGACAUGGGCCCUGUCCUGGUGCACUGCAGUGCAGGCGUCGGGCGCACGGGAACGUACAUUGUCAUUGACAGCAUGCUGCAACAGAUCAAGGACAAAAGCACAGUCAGCGUCCUGGAUUUUCUCAAACAUAUCCGCACACAACGCAACUACCUAGUCCAGACUGAGGAGCAGUAUGUUUUCAUUCACGAUGCUUUGAUGGAAGCCAUCCUGAGCAAAGAGACGGAGGUGCCUGCCUGGCAGCUGCACAGCUAUGUCAACAGCAUCCUCUCGCCCAACUCAACAGGCCGCACACGGCUGGAGAAGCAGUUCAGGCUUCUGAGUCAGUGCAACACGCGUUUUGUGGAGUGCUUUAGUGCCCACAAAGAUUGCAACAAGGAGAAGAACCGUAAUUCCUCAGUGGUUCCCUCGGAGCGAGCGAGGGUUGGACUCACCACUCUGCCUGGCAUGAAGGGAACAGAUUACAUUAAUGCCUCCUAUAUAAUGGGCUAUUACAGGAGUAAUGAGUUCAUCAUUACCCAGCAUCCUUUGCCCCACACCACCACAGACUUCUGGAGGAUGAUUUGGGACCACAACGCGCAAAUUAUUGUCAUGUUGCCUGACAACCAAGGCCUGGCUGAGGAUGAAUUCGUUUACUGGCCAAGUCGCGAAGAGGCCAUGAACUGUAUCGCCUUCACUGUCACACUCAUCAGUAAGGACAGACUGUGCCUCUCCAACGAGGAGCAGAUCAUCAUCCACGACUUCAUCUUAGAGGCCACGCAGGACGACUAUGUCCUGGAGGUGAGGCAUUUCCAGUGUCCUAAAUGGCCGAACCCCGACGCCCCUCUCAGCAGCGCCUUCGAGCUCAUCAGUGUCAUCAAGGAGGAAGCCAUGACUCGAGAUGGCCCCACCAUCGUGCACGAUGAGUAUGGAGCGGUGUCAGCAGGGAUGCUCUGUGCCCUCACCACACUGUCCCAGCAGCUGGAGAACGAGGGGGUUGUUGACAUCUAUCAGGUGGCUAAGAUGAUCAAUCUCAUGAGGCCGGGAGUCUUCACUGAUAUAGAGCAGUACCAGUACCUUUACAAAGCCAUGCUCAGCCUGGUCAGUAACAGAGAGUUUGGCCUGAGCCCCAUGCACAUGGACACUAAUGGGGUGGUGGUGAUUGCGGACGAGUCGGACCCUGCAGAGAGCAUGGAGUCGCUCGUCUGAGGACAUUCUCACAGGCACUUAAUUUGUAAAAAUCCGAGAACUUUUCUGAGGCCUUUUUUGCCAGACUCUUGAUUAAAUGAAUAACCUUAUUACUUUUUAUACUGAUAAAGGUUUUUUGAUAUUUAUGUUUUUGUUCUUUAUUUCUUGUCUUUAAAUGUUAUCCUGCUGAGCGUUUGCACCUGUUUUAAGUUGACACGAGGAAAAAGCAGCUCUGUCCAGUUUGCACUAUACUAUCAGUGUUACUGCCUAAAUCCAGUGAGUGAAAAAAAAAAAAAAGAAAAAAAGAAAAAUUCACAUUUCAGUCCUGGCAUCACGACAAAACUUUGGACCGUUGUUGAGACAAACCGGAAGCAUGAAGACCGGGAUGAAUUAAGGCGACGUCUCAAAACACAGCAUCACAUCAUAACAUAACACGGCCCAGCAUGCAUUAUGUCACUUUGUCACUUCAAUCAAACUAACUGUUUUCAGGCUCCGCUCCACAUGCGAGAAGCUUUUUAUCACAUGUGAAGAGACUCAUACCUGCCUAUAUAUUAUUGUCCCAGUAUCUCACUGCUGUCUUGUAAAAUGUACUUAUGGCUUAUUUUGUGUGUUACAACAUCUAAUGUGAACAUUUAUUGCUUUUUACAGGGAUUUAUAUUGUUAUAUUGUUUUGUAAUAUAUAUACAUAUAUAUAUAUUAUAUCCUUAAUAGCCAGCUGAUGUUAUUUUUCUUUUGUUUUGUACCUUUGCCUCUGUGUCCACUGGCCUUGGUGUAGAUUCAUAGAUCUGGAGAUUGUGUAGCUCAACGUGUAAAGACUACAAAUCUCCGGUCAUGUUAUUUUUCUUUCUUUCUUUCUUUCUUUCUUUCUUUCUUUCUUUCUUUCUUUCUUUCUUUCUUUCUUUCUUUCUUCCUCUUCCGCCAUUUGUUUCAGCUUUUCUAACGGUCAAAGCUUCAACUGUAAACACGUGUAAUAGGUAUCUGUACCAACACAAUGCAAUGCCUACAAAAAGUAUUCACCCUGCGCAAAGAUUCUCAUGCUUUACUUUCGCGACAUGGAAUCACAGCAGACGUAAUUAGGGUUAAAGUUUUGACGCUGAUCGACGCGAAUGCCGCGUCAACGUGAAGGAUUCGUCUGACGGAGCUUAGAAAUUGAUCGCACAAGUAUUCACUCCCUUCGAGAACACGUAUAAUAGAAGCACCUAUGGCAGCGUUUAUGAAGAGACUCGGCCCCUCAAGGACAUUAACAGUAGUUGUUUCAAAGUUGUUCCUGUUCUAAAAAGAAAAAAAGAAUAAAAAUAAGUUUAAAAAAAAAAAUGCUGCAGCUCCUGUGCAGACUGCACCAAGUUUCCUCCAGGAUUUCUUUUGUAUUUUCAGAGUUUUACUGCAGAGAAGCAUCUUCAUCAGGCCUCCUGGUGAAGAUGCUAUUCAGUGCCUUGGAAACGUUAUUAAUUCAUCUCCCUGAUUGGUACUUUUCAGUAAACCCAUCACCAACUUCUUACAGUAUUUGUCCAUUUCCAUAAUGUAGUUUUUGGCAGGAAAACACCAUCGUUACACAGAGGUGUAACCUAUUAUGCAGCCACUGAUGUUUUGGGCCUCAGAAAAGGGAGGAAUAUGCGUGCAAUCAGUUUUUUUUUUUGUUUUUUUUUUAUGUUUAGUUUUGUUUCAAAUGUCAUGUUUAUUUGCACUUACAUGGUGAAAACUUUCUAUAGGCACUGUAGUUUCUUUUCUGGGGUGGGGGGUUGAUGCUUUAUUUGUAACCAAAGACGUGGUUCCAGUUUGCAACAUGUAAGUGGUUUUGUCCUGAGAUCUAUUUAAUCGAACUAGAAUUUAAAAAUUGAAAUUGUUAAAUCAUGCAGUACAGAUUUCCAGUGUCAAAGUUGUGGAUUUAACCCAAGUUAAGCAUGUUUCUGUCUAGCCUCAGGAACUCACCUUCCAGUAGAUAAUCCGACUCUGUGAUGCUCUGCUCGCAUUUAGGAGAAGACAAAAAAAAGAAAAAGAAAAAAAAAGGAGUUUAAAUUGUGUUUUAUUUGGGCUGAUAUUCCGUCUCCGGAUUAUUUUGUGGCUAUGACAACGAGCCCUCUGAAACCCUGAACGCCCCUCGCUCAUUCACUCUCUCGAUUGAUUCAUGUGUAUCCUGUGAUGAAGACAUUUAUUUUCUGGUAACAUCCACUUCUCUAAAAAGGGGGAGUUUGCUUAAUCCAUUGAAAACUCUCCAACAUUUGGAGUAAAGUCCAGAUCGCCGGUCACUUAGCUCCACAUCUAGGCUUUCCUUUGCAGCGACGGUGUUUGAUUUCCCCGCUUUGUAUGAACCGCCUAUCCUCCUCCCCUCUUGUUUGAUAUUUCUGCUCCUCACUUAAAACACGAGUGCUGCGGCUGCGCACAUUUACUUCAAAAACUGUAACCUUUGUGAUCAUAGAAGUUUAUAUUUUCAUACAGAUAUUCGGUUUGUACAGCGGCCAAUUGACGGAUUGUACUUUUGUGGAACAUUUAUUGUCCAAAUCUCCACAGCAAAAUCCCAACAUAGUCAUAGCUGCCUCUCUGCGGUCCAUGCUGGGAUUUUAAACCACAUUUUCCUGACAUUUGCUUAAUGGUCCGGGGAGCCUGUUGUGUAAGCCUCAGCCCAUUUCAGCCAGGUUGUUAGUUAAGUCUAUUUUGUAACUUAAAAAAAAAAGAAAAAAAAGAAGAAGAAUUAAACGGUUUUGUCCAUUAUAUCACAUGUUUAUAUGACAGUAUCAUGGCAGUGUAUUCCUAUGAUACUGUUAUAUACCCUAUUAUAGUGUAAUAGUGUUAUUUAAUAGGUAAAUUGUAUUGCUAUACAUUAAAUAAAGUCUGGCUUUGAGUGCACUACACGCUUGUAUGACAUGUAACUGCAGAUGGAUGAGUUUUGACUGAUAGCAAAUGAGGAACCGGUUCCUCGUGCUGCCCCCUGCUGUCACUCUGUCACCAAACUACAGUAAAGGAAGGAGUAUGCCGAUUGUUUUUUUUUUUUUGUUUUUUUUUCCUGAUGCAAAAUGUUAACCUGGCUCAUCAAGAUGGAGCUAAUUUUGAAUGCUUGAUGUACGGUUGUGUAGUUAAAUCACCCACAAUCUAUCAUAAUUCUGUAACUUUUGCUAUUGAAUAAAUGUAGUGGAGUACAACGUACAAUAUUUACCUCUGAAAUGUAAUGGAUUACAUGUAUAAAGAAGCUUAAAAAGAAUACUAGAGCAUCUCAAAUUUG